AUGACUGGUGCAACAGUUGCAUUGUUGACUACUUGGAAAUGUAAAUUAGAGCAUUUGCAGAAAAAAGGCGGUAUGGUUGAUGAGCCUACAAUGCACCAAAACCAUGCUGAUGCUAUUGAUGCAAGAAUUCAAUGGAGUGACUUAGAAAAUUUAUUUCUUGAAGAUGCAAAAGUGAUGUUGAUUGAUCGUUUAGAGAAUGAAUUAAGCAAAAAAAGCGCUAUUAAACUUAAUACAAUUUUGGCUUGUAAUUUUCAAAUUGUUAAACAAGAAGAAAUAGAAAUUGAGACAAAAUAUUUUAGUGAUGGAUGUAUGGAAAUAUUGCAAUCAUCAAAUCUUGAUGAUAUUUUAUCAAAUAACUUUGAGAUACUUAAAGCUGAUUUGGAAGAGAAAGAAAUGCGUGGUUCAGGUUGGACCUUGCAUGAAAUUCUACAUUUGGAAAUAAAUAUAAACGACUAUGUACCUUUACGUGGUGGUUCAUCAACUUUUAUUGAAAUGCCUGAUUGGAUUAUAAAAACAAAAUCAGUUGUAAACGUUAUAAACUAUAAAGAUAAUAAUUGCUUUAUUUGGAGUGUGUUAGCUGCCAUGCACAAGGUUCCACAUCCAAACAGAGUCAGCUCAUAUGAAAGAUACAAGAAUGAUUUAAAUCUAGCUGGAAUAACUUUUCCAAUGAGUUGGUGUAAAAUCAAACAAUUUGAAAAAAAUAACAAUUUGAGAAUAAAUGUAUAUGGUAUUGAUAACACUGAUGAUUUAGAUGAUGAAUCCAAUGAUGAAGAAGGUGAUAGCGUUGAUGAUUCAAAUGGUACAAAUAAGAAAAAAAAAAAGAGACGUCUAGAAAGGAUUGUUCCAUAUUAUUUGAGUAAUAAUGACGCAUCAAAUCAUCCAACAAUUCAUCUUUUAAUUAUUGAAAAGCCUGAGAAAAAAGUUGAGGGAUUUCAAGAUGAAUCAGCAGAUGAAGAUGAUGAAGAAGAAGAAGAAGAUGAAGAUGAUGAAGAUUAUGAUGAGUAUGAUUUUAAUAAUAUUACAAAUAAAAGAAAACUUGGUGAAUUCUCAAACCAUCACUUUGCCUACAUUAAAAAUUUAUCUAGGUUAAUUAGUGCACAAGUUUCAGCAUAUAAUGGUAAAAAAUUUAUAUGUGAUCGUUGUUUAUCAUAUUUCCAUUCUCAAAAAUCAAUUGAUUCUCACAAUCCUGCAUGUAGAGAAAAAAACCAAUAUGCAAUGGUGAUGCCAACAGAAAAAAACAAUAUUUUAAAGUUUACAAAUUACAAAUACCAGCUUCGAGUGCCUUAUGUAGUAUAUGCUGACCUGGAAAGUAUAUUAGAAAAAGUAACAGAUAAUUCUAAUAAUUCAUUGAAAAAAACAAUUAAACAAAAACAUAUUCCAAGCAGUGUAGCAUAUUAUGUUAAAUGUUCUUAUGAUAAUACGCUCUCUAAAUUUAAAUUAAAAAGAGACAAAAAUUGCAUUGAAUGGUUUAUUAAGGAACUUGAAGAGCUGUCACACAAUGUUGAUAAUAUACUUGAAAAUAUCAAACCGAUGAAUCUUACUUUUGAUGAAGAAUUGCAAUUUUUUAAUGCAACAAAGUGCCAUAUAUGUAAAAAAUUGUUCACAGCAGAAAACAUUAAGGCACGUGAUCACUGUCAUCUCAGCGGGGUGUAUAGGGGGCCGGCUCAUGUUGCAUGCAACCUAAAUUAUCAGACAUCUUGCAUAAUAGCUGUGGUAUUUCAUGGUCUCAGUAAUUAUGAUAGCCAUUUUCUAAUUAAAGCAUUAAAAAAACAAUUUCCAGGUGAUAUUGAUCUUUUGGCUUUAAAUAAGGAAAGUUACAUAAGCUUCACUAAACGUGUUAAAGGUACUAGAAUUAAAUUACGUUUUAUAGACUCUUAUAAAUUCAUGGCUAGCUCAAUAAGUACACUCGCUAAUGAAUUAGAUGAUAAUGAUAAAAGUAUAAGUCGUAGUUAUUGCGACAAUUUAGAAGAAUUCAAAUUAAUAACAAAAAAAGGUAUAUUUCCAUAUGAUUAUAUUGAUUGUUGGGAAAAAUUUGAUGAAGAACAAUUGCCCUCAAAACUUGAUUUUUAUUCUCAACUUAAUGAAGAGCAUGUGAGUGAUGAUGAUUAUGCUCAUGCUUGCAAUGUAUGGAGAGUAUUUAAAUUAAAAAAUCUGGGAGAAUACUCAGAUUUAUAUCUCCGUACAGAUGUUCUUCUUUUAGCUGAUAUAUUUGAAAAUUUUAGAUAUUUUUGUUUGAAAACCUAUGAUUUAGAUCCAGCUCAUUAUUACACACUCCCAGGGUUGAGUUUUAACGCGAUGCUAAAAUAUACAGAGAUUGAGUUGGAAUUAUUAUUAGAUGCUGAUAAAUUAUUGUUUAUUGAGGGAGGUAUUAGAGGUGGUUUAUCACAAUGCUCACAUCGUCAUGUCAUUGCAAAUAAUAAGUAUAUGAAAGAAUACAAUCCAAAUAUUAGAGAUUCAUAUUUAAUGUACUUUGAUGUUAACAAUUUAUAUGGUUAUGCAAUGGCUUCUACACUACCAGUAGAGUCAACACGUUCACAGAGAAUAAUUAAAUUAGUAUCAAGAUAUGGCGGUCGAGGUGGAGCAAGAGCUUUAAUAUCAAAACCUAAUUUUCACAGCUCUUAA
Messenger RNA from Aphidius gifuensis, 2622 nucleotides. RefSeq lists its product as uncharacterized. Lineage: Eukaryota; Metazoa; Arthropoda; Insecta; Hymenoptera; Braconidae. Bases 1 to 2622 code for a protein of 873 amino acids. The transcript has 4 exons. The record is from RefSeq and is a predicted model, not a curated record.